This is a messenger RNA of Octodon degus (degu), 3404 nucleotides long. It is a transcript of the gene Rapgefl1, whose product is annotated as Rap guanine nucleotide exchange factor like 1. Bases 320 to 2278 code for a protein of 652 amino acids. The record is from RefSeq and is a predicted model, not a curated record. The transcript is spliced from 15 exons. Gene Ontology annotation, molecular function: guanyl-nucleotide exchange factor activity. Gene Ontology annotation, cellular component: plasma membrane. Lineage: Eukaryota; Metazoa; Chordata; Mammalia; Rodentia; Octodontidae. Gene Ontology annotation, biological process: Ras protein signal transduction; positive regulation of GTPase activity.
AGCCGCUGCCGCGUCCUCCCGCGCUGCGUUCUGCCCGCUCCUUUGCUGCCGCAGCCCGGACUGAAGCGCAGAGCCGGCGCCGGCCCCGCAGCCGGCGCGUCCUCGACAUGGGGGGCCGCUGAGAGUGCGCGUCCUCCGGCACCUGCGGCCCGGCCCCGGGCUCCGGUCAGCCAGCUCCAGCCACCCCUGCCCCGCUCCGGUGCCUGGCACGGCCCUGCGCCCUGCGCCUCCGGCCCGGAGCACCGGGUCCCCGCCCCCCCCGCCCGUGCCCGGGACACCUGGGUCCCCCGGCGGCCUCCGGGAGAGGGGCGGGGGGGGCAUGAAGCCGCUGGAGAAAUUCCUCAAGAAACAGACGUCGCAGCUGGCGGGGCGCGCGGUGGCCGCGGGGCCUGGCGGGGGUCCGGGCGGGGGACCCGGCGGAGGCGGGGGUCCGGGCGGGGGCGGGGGUCCGCCUGGGGGUCCGCGGGCGCUGCAGCGGCGCCAGAGCGUGUCCCGCCUGCUGCUCCCCUCUUUCCUGCGCGAGCCCUCGGCCGAGCCGGGGUUGGAGCCGCCUGUGGAAGAGGACCGGGCCGAUCUGGCGGGGGUGGCCGAGGACCCGGGCGGCGGGGGGCCCUGCUGGCUUCAGCUGGAGGAAGUGCCGGGGCCCCUGCGCUCCCCGUCCUCCUACUCCUCCGAUGAGCUGUCCCCUGGGGAGCCCCUGACUUCGCCGCCCUGGGCCCCCCUGGGCGCCCCCGAGCGGCCCGAGCACCUUCUCGACCGGGUCCUGGAACGCCUGGCUGGCGGGGCCACCAGGGACAGCGGCGCCUCAGAUGUCCUGCUGGAUGACAUUGUCCUCACGCACUCCCUCUUCCUCCCAACGGAAAAAUUCCUGCAGGCCCUGCACCAGUACUUUGUUCGGGCAGGGGGCCUGGAGGACCCCGAGGGGCUGGGCCGGAAACAGGCCUGUCUAGCCAUGCUCCUCCACUUCCUGGACACCUACCAGGGACUGCUGCAGGAGGAAGAAAGCGCUGGCCACAUCAUCAAGGACCUGUACCUGCUGAUUAUGAAGGAUGAGUCCCUCUACCAGGACCUCCGGGAGGACACGCUAAGGCUACACCAGCUUGUGGAGACGGCGGAGCUGAAGAUCCCAGAGGAGAGCCAGCCGCCCAGCAGGCAGGUGAAGCCACUCUUUCGCCACUUCCGCCGCAUUGACUCCUGCCUGCAGACCCGCGUGGCCUUCCGGGGCUCAGAUGAGAUCUUCUGCCGGGUCUACAUGCCUGACCACUCCUACGUGACCAUACGCAGCCGCCUGUCAGCAUCCGUGCAGGACAUCUUGGGCUCUGUGACUGAGAAGCUGCAGUACUCCGAGGAGCCCGCCGGCCGGGAGGAAGCCCUCAUCUUGGUAGCUGUGGCCUCCUCGGGAGAGAAGGUCCUGCUGCAGCCCAAUGAAGACUGUGUCUUCACCACACUGGGCAUCAACAGCCACCUGUUUGCCUGUACCCGGGACAGCUACGAGGCCCUGGUGCCCCUCCCUGAGGAGAUCCAGGUGUCCCCAGGAGACACAGAAAUCCACCGCGUGGAGCCUGAGGAUGUUGCCAACCACCUGACAGCCUUCCACUGGGAGCUGUUCCGAUGCGUGCACGAGCUGGAGUUCGUGGACUACGUGUUCCAUGGAGAGCGCGGCCGCCGCGAGACAGCCAACCUGGAGCUGCUGCUGCAGCGCUGCAGCGAGGUCACCCACUGGGUGGCCACCGAGGUGCUGCUGUGCGAGGCCCCGGGCAAGCGUGCCCAGCUGCUCAAGAAGUUUAUCAAAAUCGCUGCCAUCUGCAAGCAGAACCAGGACCUGCUGUCCUUCUAUGCUGUGGUCAUGGGGUUGGGCAAUGCCGCUGUCAGCCGCCUGCGGCUCACCUGGGAGAAGCUACCAGGGAAAUUCAAGAACUUGUUCCGCAAAUUCGAGAAUCUGACGGACCCCUGCCGGAACCACAAAAGUUACCGGGAAGUCCUGUCCAAGAUGAAGCCCCCCGUGAUCCCAUUCGUGCCUCUGAUCCUCAAGGACCUGACCUUCCUGCACGAGGGCAGCAAGACCCUGGUGGAUGGCUUGGUGAACGUGGAGAAGCUGCACUCAGUAGCUGAGAAAGUGAGGACAAUCCGAAAGUACCGCAGCCGGCCGCUCUGCCUGGACAUGGAGGCCUCGCCCCACCACCUGCAGACCAAGGCCUACGUGCGGCAGUUCCAGGUCAUCGACAACCAGAACCUCCUCUUCGACCUCUCCUACAAGCUGGAGGCCAACAGCCAGUGAGGGCUACCCCACAGGCUCCUGGCUCCUGGCUCCCAAGCACUUUGUAUCAUGUCCCUGCCAGCCUGUGACAGGUGUCUCCCAUGAGCAGCUGAGUGGGACGGGCUUCUGGAGACUCGUUAUCGUCCUGCCGGAACCCUGUCCCAUGCCUGCAGGAGGCGAAGGUCUCCUUCCUCAGUCCUCACCCAGCCAGCUGUGACUCAGAGGUGGAGCUCUGGCCUCUUCUCCCAGGCAGGCAGGAGCGGCCUCCUGCGCUCAGAGUGAAUUCCCUUUCCCGCCUCUGCCUGGCCUCUCUUGGGUCAGGGAUACAGUCCUGAGUAUUGUGCCCCCAAACAUUGUUGUGUGUGCGUGCGUGUGCACACACGUGUGCACGCAUGUGUGUGGUGGAGGGAAAGGGCCCCUUCUGUUCGGUGCUACCCUUGACUGCACCAGCCUCUACUGGGGUGGAGCGGGGUAGGGUUCCCAGCUCUCUGUGAGCCCCAGCGCCCCUGGUCCCUAGGGGGACCCCUGAGAGGGUGUGCUCAGGGAGGGCAAGCCUGGGCUGCCUGUAGGACCCUUGCUCUGCUCUGCUGUGCAGCUGGGGUAUAGCAGAGCCUGAGCAGGCACCUGCUCCCCAGUGCUGUCCCUCCCUGUUCAUCCCCCUUCCUGCUCCCCACAGUGCUGAGGCAGGUGGGCAGGCAGCUCCCCAAGGUAGGGUAGUGGGGGCUGGAGGUGGCAGAGGCUGUGAUGGUGAAGCUGGACCCUGGCAAGGCCUGGAGGGCGCAGGACAGAGGGCUCAGGGCCUGGGCAGCUUGCAGUGAGGCCUCAGAGGGUGGGCCCCCUUCUUCCUACCAGCCUAUCUUCCCUUUGGAGAUGAAGAGGUGUCAGCGCCACAUCCGGGGCAGCUGCUGCUCCGCUCCUGCUCUGACCUGUAUAUAUGUUUUUUACCCAAAGCUCUGGAAUUGUAAAUUUAUUUUUUAAAACCCCAAAAGAGGGACAAAGCCUUGUAUCAUAUGUAAACACUGUAUCAUAGGUCACGUGUACAGUCCCUUUUAUAUGGCAGUCUCUGACUUCCUGUCUCCUCUGAAAUGAAAUGCCUGCAGGUGCAGAAGCAUCUACGGACAUCCUGGGAUAUCCCCACCUGCAGGCC